UCACUAGACUUAAGAAAGGUCGUGGAGAAACUAGAGGGAAAGGUCUUGAAAAAAUGAAGAAGACUUUGGGAAGCAAGAUGAAAAUAGAAAUUCCACUGGGCAAAGGAAGGCCAACUAAACCAGAUCAAUCAGCAAAACUAUCCAAUGAGUUAGGGAUAAUUGCUCGAAACUUUCUAUUUCUUCCAAACAAGUGGAAGGAACUCACAAGAGAGGACAAAGAUGCAGCACUAAUUAGAUGUCACGAGAGGUUUGAGAUUAAUUUGGAUGAGCAUUACGUGAAAGAUAGUUGCCAGGAUAUUCUGAAAAAUAGAAGCAGGCAGUGGCGUUACAAGUUAAAACAACUAUUCGAAAGUGCACACUCCGAGGAAGAAGCUCGUAAAAUUGAAAAACGAUGCGACAUAAACAAGGUCAAUAGAACUAAGCUUAAAUCUAAUCAUUUCAUGGGGUCAAAAGCGUUUGUAGCGGCUCGUGCUGAAAUGGGAUAUGUAAAAGGCCUUGGUUAUGGUCCAAAACUUAAUACUACAAGAGCUACACAAAGGAGAACGGUAGAGUUAGAAGACUCUCUCAAAAAGGCGAAACAAGAAGCUGCUAGUGUCCAACAUGACUUACAGAAACGAUUAAAUGCAGCUGAAACUGAGGUAGAAAACCAACAGUCGCAGAUACUAGACCAGCAAUCUCAGAUUCAAGACCAACAGUCACAAAUAAAAGCAUUAAAUUCUCAGUUGGACACUGUAGUAGCACGCCAAGAAGACAUGUUUAGGAAGAUACAACUCUUUGCUCACUCAUCGCCAUCAAGCGCUCCAUCAGAAGGCUGACUUAAGGUAUA
Messenger RNA from Solanum stenotomum, 826 nucleotides. RefSeq lists its product as uncharacterized. The coding region runs from base 54 to 815 and encodes 253 amino acids. The record is from RefSeq and is a predicted model, not a curated record. Lineage: Eukaryota; Viridiplantae; Streptophyta; Magnoliopsida; Solanales; Solanaceae. The transcript has 5 exons.